GCACGUUGCCAACAAGCGAUUGCUGAAACGGUGUUGCGUGUCUCUACGCUCUUAACGGCUGCCGUGUCGCCUCUACCGGGGGAGAAACAAAAGCGGCGCACCUUGUGCCUCUCCCCCCUCCUCCUUCUUUUGCCACCCUACUAUUUGUUUUUGUUGCCAUUUUUGUAUUCGUUUGAUUCCACUUCGUUGAGCUCACAUAUCCGAUUUCUUUGUUUUUGUUCUUAGACGCUUAGAGAUCCUUCUCCUGCUUUCCUUUUUUUCUUUUCCCUCAGCACACGGCUCUGUAUACACUCUAAUGAGCCGCCCCGCCGAGACGGUCAACGGGACGCGUCGCGUUGUCUCGCCGCCGCCGUCGCUUGCUGCAAAUGGUGCGCGCCACCGCAGCAACGGCAACUACGUGAAGAGCUUCGGUCGGAACAGCUUCGAGCUGCAGCAGCAGCAACUGAAGUCGAAGCAGCCGCUGCAGCCUGCGUUACAAGAAACAGCAAAGCGUGUGAACUCGAAGCCCACCGUGUGUGGCAACGGUUGUGGCGGCGGCGCGCUCCGUCAAGUGCGCUCGCCGGUCGUCGCGAUGGCGCCGUCGCACAUCACCGUCUCGGCGAACUCCUCUGACACAAAUGCAGAAGGCGAAGAUGUCGACCUCAGCCCCUUUACGACGCCGGCGCAGUCGUACGUGCCGGAGCACCGACGCCGGGGCGGGCACGUUGAUGCUGCUGCCCCGCGUGUUGCGGCAACCGGUAAGCAGACGGAGAAAAGUGCAGAUAAGGAGAACACCCACGUGACAGCAGCAGCGACAGCGGCAGCAGCCGUUGCCCCCGGUGGUGCGGCGCCGAAGUCGUCUUCCUCCUCCGCAGGCACGCCGACGGCGCUCCUUCGCAGCGGCCCCUCCAGCGCACGAGGCGGUGCCGCUGGUGGUGGUGGUCCAUGCGCGGCCACUUCGACUUCCCCGUCGGCUGCGAGAGUCAGCGCAUCGUCACAGCGCGGCCCUGCCCCGAAGCGCACGGUAAACGUGAAAGAUUCGCGAACUCCCGCCACCGCUGCUGGCCAGCGCAAGGUGGCAUCUUCUGCUUCUGCCACUGCCGGGUCAUCCACCACCACGGCGCCAUCCACCGACGCGAAGAAGGAGCGCGUAGCCGUAGCAGCGACAAGGCAACGCACGCCGUCACCCGAACUCGACGGAGCUCUGCGGAUGCAGCUGGACCAAGCGGACUCCGUCUUGACCUAUGUGGUGAGUAUCGCACGCGCACUUGGCGAGCGACGUCGGUGCGGACCACCGCCCGACUCCACGGACGACUUCCGCGCCUCCAUGGUGCCGCGUCGCCGCUCUACGGGGUAUCACGUGCACCACAGCAGGGUUGACGAGGGCAUCGACGAUGCGGAAGAGGAAGAAGGAGCACCGGAUGGCGUGGGUGGGGAAGGGGCCGCCCAUCACAACCCAAGCAGCUUUGGAUCCGUGGCGCUGCUGCCCGACUUGCACAGAGCCGCCAGCGGUUUGUUGAGCGCCUUCACGAAACUCGAGUACGCACACCUGGGCGAAGACGUGGACCUCCCGCUGCUCGAGAAGACCGCGCUGGAGCGCGGCUCACAACUGUUGCGGGUUGUCGACGGCGUGGCUCGUCAGCUAUCGUUGCACGAGGCACCGGAGGUGCGCCGCCUGUUCGCCGAUCACCGUUCCGUGUUCGCCGAGAUGCAUCAGCUGGUGGACUUUGUCGCUCGCAUGGCCCAGCAGGUCGUGUUGCUUCGUGACAUCGCGGCCCACCACGACCUCGGCGAAGCACGUGAAGUGUGGGACAGCUUCCGGAAGAGUGUCGAGGUGGAAGAGGAGAGGCAGCACCAGCAUUACGGUGGUAGUGGUGGUGGUGGUGUGACGGACAACGACAAGACAGGUAGAUGCGCAUGCAGGUCUUCGUCUCCCAGGCGCCUCUUCUUUCCACUCUCCAUGCUGAAGGCAAGCCCGUUCUUUCAGUGGUUGGAGUCGCGCUGGUUCCCUGCGAUGCGGGCGUGGCGGCAGCUCGUGCUCGACGCCCGCCAACUCGCCAGCACGGGCCGCACCGACGCCGCCAUCCGCCGCUCUCGCAUGGACGCGCUGCAGAUCGCAGGGCUGCAAGAGAUUCUUCGCCCUGGGGAGACCGUCUCUGACUUGCACCACGCACAAAUCGUGGUGCCGGUGACCGAGUUGGGCCAUACCUUUGCGCGAAAGCAGGCGGUGAUGGAUCAGCUGCGGAGCCUCAUGGCAGAGCCCGACAGCGUGAUCGGCGCCGUGCUGGCGCCAGCGUUGAAGGCGGCGCAGGCGUAUACGCAGGUCCGCAGCGGGUGUCCGUCUGGUGGCGGCAACCGUGACGACGCGCAACGGGACGACGCGGCCCUCGUGAAGCAGGCAGAGGAUCUUCUUCACCGCAUACAGGAGGCGGAGCGUUUGCGGAGCGCCGUGGACGCCCUUCUGCAAACGCCAUCCCCGACGCUGGAGACCCUUCUGGAUCACAUUACACGCGUCAACGAGCUCCUCCUUCGCUGGCGCCUGCCGUACGAUGCGGCGUCGGCGCGGGUGGCGGUUGCGGUGGGUCGCGGUGCACUGGCGCACGGCACGGCAGCGCACCUCUCACCGCCAUCGCCGCUGCACCAUGGACAGGCCUCGGACGCCACCACCCUCUUCUCUCCUCCGCGUGCUGCUGAUGUUGAUGGUAAUGUGGCUGCUGGAGCGGACUUGGCCGGUUCUCCCCUUCCACCGCAGGUGCCUCUUUUAAACUUCAACGCCCUUAAAACCAACGGCACCGCAAUCCCGGCUCAACUAUCACGGCACUCUGCGACGGCUACGUGGAUCGGCGAAGGCUUCCCCGCGGACUUCCCCGUGUCUGCCCUGUACAUCCCGCACACCACCACCGCCGCCUGGCCGGCCGACUUCGACGUCCUCUACCGUGAGUUGUGCGACGUCUUCGCGAUGCUGUUCUCGCAGGGCCAAGCCCAGCGACAGUUGGAGCAGGCGCUCGGCCACACCCCGGACGAUCGGGCGGGGACGCGCCAGAGCAAAACAAGCUACCCCAACGAUGCGGGGCUUCGCACUCCGUCUGCGCAGGUUACACCGCGGCGCCCAACGCACGACGUAGGGUCCCCCGCGGGGACCCAGCGCUCCAGCGAGGACAGCGCACGGAUGGUCACCACUGCCCGUAGCAGCAACAGCGCGGAGAGCAGCAGCCUGCACAACUGUCACCGUUGGCCCUCUGUCGCUGCGGCGGCGGGCGAUCUGCGGCAGCGUAUCCAACAGGCGGAAGCGGCCGGCAUCAGCGGCGCGCUGAUCGACGCCGCUCGCGCACGUCUACGUCGUUUACUGACGGCGCGACUGAAGAUUCACUUCGACGCGCAGACACGCGUGAUGCCGGUGGCGGACGCAGCGCAGGCGAAGUUCACCGACGUCUACGACCAGCUGCACGCGCACUGUCAAGCCCAGCUGGCGCAGUCGUCGUGCAGCGGCGCGGCGGUGGCGGUCGGCACGUCGUCAUCACCGGAAGAGCGGCGACUGCGCAUCCGCUACGAGGACGUCGACGGCGACUUUAUUUCUCUGUUAAAUCAGCAAGACUGGGACGUGAUGCUGUCCGAGCUGCUCUCGCAGGAAGAGAACGGUAGCGGCAGCAGUAGCGGUGGUGGGAAAAUCGAGCUCUUCUGCGACUACCCGAUUACGCCGAGUCUGGCUCCCCCGCCACAGCAGCAGCAGCGGCAGCAGCGGCCAUCUUACGGGAAUGAAAGGCAAGAGAGCGUGGGCUGGACGGACUUCCAGACAAUCGACGACGACUUCGCAGACGCUUCCGCAGCAGCUGCGGCAGCACCAGCGGCUACCACGCCGGAGAAGCAGCCGAAUGUAUUCGAGCGGUUGGCUACGACGAAGGACGCAACACCGAACGCGUCGGGGGGCCGGGGGGCGGGGGCCAACGCACACCGCCCCGUUCGCGGCCGCCCGCGGCUCGGCGGUCCAUCCGCUGCGUCCGCCACUCAAAACACGCUCAUUCCGCGCUCCCGCAACCCUGCCGGGGCGAACGGGAGCCGGCCGGCGGCGAGUCCGGGUAAAGGGAGUCCAGGCGGCGCUGACGUCGCGAAGUACUCAUCCCCCGCCCCGGCGAAGGGAGCUGCGCAGCGCGGCGGUGGCAGUGAAUCCUCACCUGGAAAGAAGACCGGCACGGACGCGACGGGCAGUCCGACGGCGGCGGCGUCCACCGUGCAGUCGAUGGAGCUGACGGCGGACAACCUGCGCCGCAACCUUUUUCUCUCCUCGCCCUCGCCGCCGUCUGCGCAGGGCAGAGACUCCGGCAAGGACGCCUGCCGACGCUCUGGCGAGGCGGCUUCCGCCAAGAAGGCAGCCGAGCUACAAGACGAAGAAGAUCCUGCGGCGGUCACUACGGCUGCGGCUACAGCAGACGGCCACAACGUGAGCGGCGGCAACAGUGGAACGCGCCUUGUGGCGAAGGAGAACCCGUUUGAGAGCGCGUUACCCAGCAGCGCGGUUCAUGUAAACAUCGACGCAGCGCGGCGCUGGACGGCAGCGGGUGAGGACGACGACUUCCAGCUGCUCGAGAUUCAAACCCGCGCCUCUGCCUCGACGACUCGCAUGGACCCCUGCCUUUCCAGCUGCAGCGUCGAGACGGCGCUGCCGCCGCCGUCCUCGUGCGUUGCGACAGCGGCGUCCUCCACGACGCUGAGUCCAUCGGGGGGUCGCAACACCUUCACAACAACACACUGCUCCGGUAAAGUCGCAGACAAUCACAACGCCGUGCCUGCUCCCACUGUUAUGGAGUCGAAUGCGCACGACUCGCAAGCGACCGCCUCAGCGAAUGCAGCCACCAACGUGAGCAGCACCAAUGCGCCAGAGGAAAAGGAAGGAGCGCAGCAUCAGGAAGAGAUGCGAGAGGAGCGGCGGAAGAAGGAGCGCCUCCCGCAGUCUCCGCCCCGGCACGCGCCGCGCCGGUGGACCUCCGACGACUUCACUCUGGACGAGGUCAAGACGGUGUGCAGCGAGCGCUCCCGAAUGGCGAUGAUGCCGGUGGUGCCGCGAGGUCCGACCUCGCUGCCGCCACGACCGCAGACUCCAUCGCGAGAGGCGGCGGCGAACCGGACACCACAGCGCCAACGACGCGGUGCACGGGGAACCCCAACCCGAGGUCGGCCCGACGGUGCGGACAUCGACGAGGGAGAGGCGGCGCAACCGGCGGAAGACGUGUUUGCGGAGAUGCAGCGCAUGCGGGAUGAAAACACACGUGCCAUGGCGCAGCCUCGUAAAGCGGCGUGGCAUUAA
Messenger RNA from Leptomonas pyrrhocoris, 5281 nucleotides. RefSeq lists its product as hypothetical. Gene Ontology annotation, molecular function: protein binding. The transcript has a single exon. NCBI's taxonomy places the organism in Eukaryota, Euglenozoa, Kinetoplastea, Trypanosomatida, Trypanosomatidae. The record is from RefSeq and is a predicted model, not a curated record. The coding region runs from base 296 to 5281 and encodes 1661 amino acids.